CCUGACCCUGGGGUUCACAAUGCGGCUGGCUCUGCGAGGGUCCCGGAGGAGGACCAAGAGGCAUCUCCGGAAGGACUAGCCCAGCUCGGCCCCUCCCCACUCUCUCUGGCAGCCCCACCCCCAGCCUCUGGGAACGUUGAUCUGAACAGUGGUGGACACACUGACCGGCUGCUGCAAGUCACCAUGGACCCUGAAGGCAUUCAGCUUCUGCUACCCUCUACAACCCUAGCAGCCCUGGCAAACAGCUGGCUACAGGAAGACUGCCCAAGCCUCAAUUUUGCAGCCUUGGUCACCGGGUCUGCUCCUGCACAGGCUGCGCUGUGGGCCAAAUCUCCGGGGGUUCUGGCUGGGCGACCUUUCUUUGAUGCCAUCUUUACCCAACUCAACUGCCAAGUGUCGUGGUUCCUCCCAGAGGGAUCGAAGCUGGUACCUGUGGUCAAGGUGGCAGAAGUCAGGGGACCUGCCCACCUUCUGCUGCUGGGGGAACGGGUGGCCCUUAACACCCUGGCCCGCUGCAGUGGGAUUGCCAGCAUGGCUGCGACAGCUGUGGAGGUGGCCAGGAGCACUGGCUGGAAUGGACAUGUGGCCGGCACGAGGAAGACCACUCCGGGGUUCCGACUGGUGGAGAAGUAUGGGCUCCUAAUAGGUGGGGCUGCAGGCCACCGCUAUGACUUGGGAGGGCUGGUGAUGGUCAAAGACAACCACGUGAUGGCAGCCGGCAGCGUGGAAAAGGCGGUGCUAAGGGCCCGGCAGGCAGCAGAUUUUGCUCUGAAGGUAGAGGUGGAAUGCAGCAGCUUGAAGGAGGCCUUGCAGGCAGCAGAGGCUGGGGCUGAUCUGGUACUGCUGGACAACUUCAAGCCUGAGGAGCUGCACCCCACAGCGGCUGCACUUAAAGCCAAGUUCCCUGGUGUGGCCGUGGAAGCCAGUGGGGGCGUCACCCUGGGCAACAUCCCACAGUUCUGUGGGACCCACAUUGAUGUAAUUUCAUUGGGGAUGCUGACCCAGGCUGCCCCGGCCCUGGAUUUCUCCCUCAAAUUGUUUGCUGAAGGGGAUACUCCAGUGCCUCAUACCCGCCGGUCCUAAAGCUGAAGAUGCUACCAGCAAGCAUUACUCUGGUUUAUUGGCCCCCUCAGGUCGCACAUCUUUAGGUUCAGAGACCAACAAGACUUGCCUGACACCAGAGCUUCCCGAUAGCUUGUGUGACCUGCCAGGGCUGACUUUGAUUUUGAUUGCCUCAGUUUACUUAUCUGUAAAA
Molecule: messenger RNA, 1255 nt
Organism: Phodopus roborovskii (desert hamster)
Lineage: Eukaryota; Metazoa; Chordata; Mammalia; Rodentia; Cricetidae
Gene: Qprt
Product: quinolinate phosphoribosyltransferase
Exons: 4
Coding region: 184-1083 (299 amino acids)
Biological process (GO): NAD+ biosynthetic process; quinolinate catabolic process
Cellular component (GO): cytoplasm
Molecular function (GO): nicotinate-nucleotide diphosphorylase (carboxylating) activity
Source: RefSeq, a predicted model, not a curated record